Molecule: messenger RNA, 1569 nt
Organism: Cucurbitaria berberidis CBS 394.84
Lineage: Eukaryota; Fungi; Ascomycota; Dothideomycetes; Pleosporales; Cucurbitariaceae
Product: 26S protease regulatory subunit 8
Exons: 1
Coding region: 211-1464 (417 amino acids)
Biological process (GO): mitochondrial respiratory chain complex III assembly; protein insertion into mitochondrial inner membrane from matrix
Cellular component (GO): mitochondrial inner membrane
Molecular function (GO): ATP hydrolysis activity; ATP binding
Source: RefSeq, a predicted model, not a curated record
CCGCCGGCAACAGUGCGAGCUCGGGCUCGCUGUAUUCGCACCUCACUGAGAAUCCCUUCUUUGCCGCCGUACGAUGGACCCUGGUGGUGGCUUCUUGAGUUGGAGGUGUGCUCACCAGUGCCAUAGGGUUUCGGUCUCGCAGCGCUGGGGGUUGCGGCGCGUACAGGCCAGAAAGGACUCCAGCAUGGCGCCGCAUUCGUGCGCCGGCGUAUGCUCGUCGACCUCGAAAUAACCCGCCAUGACGACGCCUACCCGUGGCUCCUCCAAUGGAUGACCAACUACCAUAGGGCACAGCAAGCUGGCGCGAGACCACUUGCGCAAAACACUGCGCUAUCGAGAGUGCUCAAUCGCAUCGAUCCUCGCAUGCACCACCUGCAAGUGCAGACUUUCCAGCCACAAGAGGGGCCUUCGCACGCAGCUCACUUUUCCUUUGUGCCAGGGCCCGGCAAACACUUCCUGCGCUACAAGAACGCCUUCAUCCUCGUCGAUCGACAGCGAGAACGGAACAGUCUGAGCGUCAAGGAUGGCGUGCCCUUUGAGACCAUCAGUCUCACGACGCUAUACUCUCAUCGCGAAGUCUUCGAAGACAUCUUCGCUGAGGCGCACCAAAUCUACCAGCAGUCACAGGAGGGCAAGACGGUCAUAUACAAUUCAAUGGGCACCAUGUGGCAGCCCUUCGGCGAUGCGAAGCGGAAACGCCCCUUGGACUCUGUGGUUCUCGAGCGUGGCGUCAAGGAGAGAAUCGUGGAAGACAUGGAGGCCUUCAUCUCGUCACGCAAGUGGUAUCUGGACCGUGGCAUACCGUACAGACGAGGCUAUCUGCUCUACGGGCCUCCAGGCACAGGGAAAAGCUCCUUCAUCCAGGCUGUCGCAGGCCAUCUAGACUUCAACAUUGCAAUUCUGAAUGUCAGCGAGCGAGGCCUGACCGACGACCGAUUGAACCAUCUGCUGACCAAAGUCCCGCGUCGCACGGUAGUGCUGCUAGAGGAUGUAGAUGUUGCCUUUAUGAAUCGGAAGACGCCCGGACCAGAUGGCUUUGCCAGCGCUUCUGUAACCUUCUCAGGGCUGCUCAACGCGCUGGAUGGAGUUGCCAGUGCCGAAGAGCGCAUCAUAUUCUUGACGACAAAUCACGUCGAGAGGCUGGACGAGGCUCUCAUCCGCCCCGGACGCGUCGACAUGACAGUCCGACUUGGUGAAGCGACAGAGUAUCAGAUUGAGCAGUUGUGGGAACGCUUCUACGCAGAAUUUGAUGUGAGCGGGGAAGCCAAGCAACGGUUCAUGACAAGAGUCAAAGAACUGGGGCUGGUUGACUCGGUGAGCACGGCAUCGCUGCAAGGGCUGUUUCUAUAUAACAAGGAUGACGCCGAGGGGGCCAUCCGCAUGGUAGGGGGCCUCACUGCUGGUCACAAACAACAGCAAGAAGGAGGUCACGCGGGCAUACCCGGGCACGUGGACGUCAAGUGAAGCGGAAUCAUCUAAUACAUGUGACAUGACGUCAGUACGGAAUAGCCAUGUACCAAUAUUUGUAGAGCGAAGCAAAUUCUGAAUGUUCACAACAUGUUAGACCCC